Molecule: messenger RNA, 4011 nt
Organism: Eleginops maclovinus (Patagonian blennie)
Lineage: Eukaryota; Metazoa; Chordata; Actinopteri; Perciformes; Eleginopidae
Gene: sh3gl3a
Product: SH3-domain GRB2-like 3a
Exons: 10
Coding region: 123-1235 (370 amino acids)
Biological process (GO): synaptic vesicle uncoating
Cellular component (GO): glutamatergic synapse; cytoplasm; presynapse
Molecular function (GO): protein binding
Source: RefSeq, a predicted model, not a curated record
CUGAUGAGUGCAGGGCUGAGGACUCGCUGGCUCUUUCUUCAACAGGCAUUUCCCCAGGUUCAUUCAGGGCUUCACGGAACACUUGCUCCAGGGGCGAAGCCUCCCUCACACGGCUGUGGAAGAUGUCUGUGGCCGGGCUGAAGAAGCAGUUCCACAAAGCCAGUCAGCUGCUCAGUGAGAAGAUCAGCGGGGCGGAGGGGACCAAGCUGGACCAGGAUUUCAUGGAGAUGGAGAGGAAAAUAGAUGUGACCAACAAGUCCGUGUUUGACCUGUUGUCAAAAACCACAGAGUACCUGCAGCCUAACCCAGCGUCUCGAGCCAAACUGAACAUGCUGAACACCGUGUCUAAGAUCCGAGGGCAGGUGAAGACCACCGGGUACCCUCAGGCUGAGGGGCUGCUGGGGGACUGCAUGCUGCGCCACGGACAGGAUCUGGGAGAGGACUCCAUCUUUGGCUGUGCUCUGACCGAUAUGGGGGAGGCCAUGAGGCAGAUGGCAGAUGUGAAGGACUCCCUGGACAUAAGUGUCAAACAAAACUUUAUUGACCCCCUGCAGCAUCUCCAGGACAAGGACCUGAAAGAGAUCACGCACCACCUGAAGAAGCUGGAAGGCCGCCGCUUAGACUUCGACUAUAAGAAGAAACGCCAGGGGAAGAUCCCAGACGAGGACAUCCGGCAGGCGGUGGAGAAGUUUGACGAGAGCAGAGAGCUGGCCGAGAGGAGCAUGUUCCACUUUCUGGAGAACGACGUGGAGCAGGUGAGUCAGCUGGCAGCCCUGAUAGAGGCGGCGCUGCAGUACCACCGGCAGUCGGAGGAGAUCCUGGAGGAGCUCCGUGGGAGGCUGCAGAAGAGGAUAUCCACAGCCAGCAGCCGCAGCAGGAGAGAGUUCAAAUCGAAGUCGAUGAGGAGCAGCGUGGAGGUCAGCAGCCAGCACGACAGCCUGAACUACAGACCCUCACUGAAACCCACCGCCGACAUAAGCUCUGUCCCCCUGUCAUGGCCUGAGAGCCCCACUACCAAUGGCUUUAUUCACCAGCCGGAGCUGCUGGACCAGCCGUGCUGCCGCGCUCUCUACCUCUUCGAGCCGGAGAACCAGGGGGAGCUGGGCUUCAAGGAGGGGGACAUAAUCAUCCUCACCAACCAGAUAGACGAGAACUGGUACGAGGGCAUGAUCCACGGCGAGUCAGGUUUUUUCCCAAUCAGCUACGUGGAGGUCCUUGUCCCCCUGCCUCAGUGAGGGCCCUCAACAGGCAGAGAAAUAAACCAGCUCAACCCAGAGCUGAAAAGGAGUUCUUCAGAUUUUCUGACCCGGGGGUGGGGAGCAGUUUUGUCCAAACAUUGUGUUUAUAUUUAUGAACCUGAAGUCAACUGAAACCUAAGCCAUGAGCGGGAUGCUGCCGGGUGUGUGUUCUGAUCUGAGGAAGAAAUGUCUGGAAGUCGUCGGACCCUGUGAUCCAUCCCAUCAGUCCUGUCUCCUGGCACUGCUUCCUGUUGGGGCCGAUCAGAGUUCCUGUCUGCCUCUCCUCUGCUGGAAAGUUGAGCCUGGGAACAUGGUUACGGGGCUAAGAGAAGUCAGACAGGUUCAGAAACUUUGACAGGCAGACAGUUAGACGGCUGAGUAGAAUACCUGUGUGAGGGGAGGCCUGUAGGGAUGAACCCAGAGACUCACCAUGUGCAGUUCCCCUCUGCUCUAUGUAUAGAUCAUUCCUUCUGGGGGGGCAUAUUUGCAUGUCACAGCAGCAGGACAUGAAUCUCCUACAGGCUACACAGCUAUUAAGCAUAAAAACGACUUUCAGCUUUUUAUUUGGGUUUUAUAAAAUGCAACUCUGUUGACUCGGGUCAGGCUCAGCUCUAAUCGACUCGUCUGCAGGGAGACCGUGGUUUGGGGUUAAGUAUUUUCACAAGGACACAUGUUGGCUGCAGGGGCUGGGGAACGAGCCGCUACAUCUGAUUUUAUCACAUCUUAAAUCACAUGCCUAUUGAGCUACAGACCCCCCCCCCCCUAGCUCCACAAUAAAAAGAUGGACCUUCCUGUCAGAAUUUGGGAGAGAUGUAAAACAAAGCUAACAGGAGAGCUAAUAUCAGGCAGCUGAGGAGUGACUAUAGUCCUCAGUUGCUGCUGAAUGUGUCAGCAGACAGGGGCCACUGUGGGCGUCCACCAAAAGGGGGUUAGCGGGGUCAGCAUAUUGAAGUGUCUUUGGGUUAGAUACAUAACGCCAAGUCUCUCUGUAGCCAUGUCUACGGUAUUAAAGUGUAUGCAGGUUGCUUUGGAUAAAAGCACAAUCUAAAGGACAUGUUAUGUUCCAGCAGCAGGUUGGAGAGUUCUGCCCCCCAGUGGCCUGCUAAAAACUGGAUGAAUACAUGCUGCUUUAAUCAAGCCAAUAGGUUAGCCUCGUAUUUAAACAUUAUGGUUCACAGACACGUUCGGAUGUAACUGAGAGCCACAUUACCUGCACAGUUUUCUGUAGAGUCGAGGAUCAUUAGCACGGUUCAGUUAUACGUAAAAAUGAUAAUAUGGGUUAUGUAACUGCCAGCUUGUUUACGGCCUGAUUGCGUGUGUUUGUGUUUCUUGCCCUGUUGGAGCUCUGAUUUAUAAUAUCAGGUAGAUAUCUGUAGAGCCUGGGUUCAGGGGCCCAUCCUUUGCUGUCCCUUCUGUCCCCAAACAGACUGUUCUUGUCUGCCUGCUGUGCUUUGUCCUCUCUGAAUGUACCUCUACGUUUACAUGCUCUGACUUAUUGACACAAUGUGAGGACUGUACGCCUGCUCUGUGUCCGGUAGGAGGGCUGCUUUGUCUCUGCAACCAGAUGACAUGCUGUAGGAGAAGUUGUCUGAAUUGCACUGAAGCUUUAGAAUCUACCUGCCACACGUGUUUAUCGACAUGCACCUUUUUACUUGUUAAUAUUUAGUUUUUUAUUUUCCUUGGUGUUGCACUUCUUGGACAGGAUAAGAAUAGUUGCCAUAUCCGAUAACGUCAAAGUCCUAGUGGUAGAUUCUCAUGUAUCCUUAUCUAUCAAUCAUUGUGAUGUGGAAUUGAUUUCAUCAAAUCUUAAAUCUGAGGUCUGUGGAUGCAGAUGAUUUCAAUGUUACAUUUGAGGCCAUUUUUUGUCAUUUUAGCAACUUUAGUUCAGUGACUUUUUCCUCACAAAUACGCAUUAAGCAUGUUGUUUUGAUAAACGAUAAAAUAAUGACCUGGUAGUAACAAAGAACCUCUGGUGAGAAGCUACAGGUUUUUACAAUAUCUGCUUCUGGAAUGUUUUGAAGCAUUUUGCAGGAAAAGGAGUUUAAUCAUAGCUCGUGAUCAUCCAAAGUUGAAGCAGAGGUGGUUGGGGUUGAAGUAAAUAAAACUGCUCGUUUGUUCCAAAAACUAAAGAGCAGAGCGGUGUGUAUGGCAGGGAUCAGUAGUGAUGCAACGAGUGUUCUAUGGUCAUACACAGUGUUCAGCUGCCUUUAUUUAUUCAUUCCACUAUUUGCAUACCCACAAUUAAUCAAGCAACUGUUUCCACUUCCAAAGCGUGUGUAUGAGGGAUCUGUCUAAAGAGGUUCUCGAUGGACCAAAUCCUUUAUCUACAUUAUUUAUUGUUUGUGGACCAACUCAACUCGUUUUAAGAUGAUUCUGUUUUCCCAAAGAUUGUAAUUAUUGAUUUGGAUAUGGGAAAGCUCUCAGCACAUGAUGUCAUCUGCAACGUAUUCCAUCAGCAGGUUGGAUCCUGCAGGGACCACGACCAGUGUCUUUAUUUAAAGAUGUAAGGCUGAAUUCAUUAGCCUAUUUCAAACUUUUAUUAUUUUAAUCAUACAUAUUGUCGUGGGACAACAGUAUGAAUAACUGACGUUUGAGACACUCAAACCUGAUGUGUGUCUACAAUGUACCUCUGUUACCUCUGUCUUCACAACCCGCUGCCAGGGUGGGCUGUUCAGCCUGUGUGUUAUUUCAGUAGCAUCAUUUAUGCAAAAGGUGUUUUAUAAAUGUUGUAAAUGAAUAUAUAUUGCGUAAAUAAAUGACAAGCAAAUAUUGA